AUGUUAAUGAGCCACAUUCAAAAACACCAAUAAGAUACAAGAACUCAAAUUUGGUGCGCAGACUCACACACUCAAUACAGGAAACCUUAAAUCACACACGGGAUCCUGAAGAAUGAAAUCAAGUUGAAAAUCUUUCUGCACAUAUGUUGUGUAAUUUCUUAAGAACAAAAUUAGGUUAGUGGAAACGAAAAUCAUCGAACCUUUGAGUGCUGGAUUCAGAUUCAAAGACAAAAUUAAACAAAGUUAAAAUUGUUCAAGUGUGAACUUUUUUUUUAAGCAGUGUUUAUAUAGAGAGAGAGAUACAGAAGCUGAAUUUAAAAAAUAUAACCACCUCAACAGAAGUUGUCCUACAAAAAACAGGAAAUAUGUGUUUUCCUGUGUGGUAUCAUUUUAAAGGACAGAGGCUGCAGCUCUCAGCAGAUGACACCAAAACACUCGAGAUGGAUCUCCUGAGUCAUUUUCGUUGUCAAGAACUUGGCACUUAUGCCACAGUGAUCGGGAUUUUUACUUACAUUGUUUUGCUUCAUAGGGACAUGCCAUGCACUUGCAAAGACCAAACGAAACAAUGCAAUGAAUACAUGGCUCUGCCAUUUGUUUUAGUGUUUUUUAUUAUGCUCUUCAUCGACAAGACAUUUCGGAGAACAACAAAAAACGGUGCUACUUUUUUAUGCAUUGUAAUCAAGCGCACUAUCAAAGCUUCUUUAAUUGGUCUGCUGUGGGUUGUAACUGUGUUCAUUGAUGGAGACUGGUAUGUUUGCUGUAAGAUUGAUGAAGUAAAGAAAAUGUUACCCUGCAAAACAGAAGAAAACCUCACAUCUGAAGAAGUUGCUGAAAUCACUGAUCUAAAAAACACGUCACAGAUUAUUGGUUACUCUUUGCUCCUGGCUGUAAUUGUUGCAGCUUUUUUAACGUCAUGCGGAUGUGGAUGGAGAAAAUGCUGUGAAAAAAAGUUCAGCUGUUGCAGCAGGAAAACAUUAUAUUACAGAUUAAUUUUGGAAGAAGAGAAAAAAGCUCUGGAUGUGCUUUUGAGGAAAGCAGCAAAAGAGAAUUUAACUAAACAAAUAAUGACCAAAAUAAAAAAGAACGACUGGGACGGCUGUUUUAACGUUGCUCAGGAAAUGAUCAAUAAAGCAAAACAACAAAAGAUGGCAGCAAGAAACGAGGACAUCAGCAAGGAGAGCACAAAAACAGGGGAACCUGCUCAACAAGGGACGAGAUCAGCACAUCACGAGAUGACAGCAGCAUCUUCACUGUGGCCGCAGUUGUGAGAUCCAAACCCUGAGUGGCGACACUCGAACAGGUUGGAUUCCCAGCCUGUGCAUGCCACAUCAUCCAUCCAGAUGGGCCCUCUGCCUGCACCAA
Molecule: messenger RNA, 1362 nt
Organism: Oreochromis aureus
Lineage: Eukaryota; Metazoa; Chordata; Actinopteri; Cichliformes; Cichlidae
Exons: 3
Coding region: 366-1268 (300 amino acids)
Molecular function (GO): monoatomic cation channel activity
Source: RefSeq, a predicted model, not a curated record